CUCUUUUCCCAGCAUCCUUUGUUUACUUCCAGGUUUAGUAAUAGUGAAGGGAGAACGCCAGGCCAGAAAGGGGAGCUUGAGUACCUCCCAGAGUGAGACCCUGCGCCCCUCUCCCGCUCCCCGCAGGCCUUCGUCCCCGCCAUGGCUGAGCUAAUCCAGAAGAAGCUACAGGGAGAAGUGGAGAAAUAUCAGCAGUUACAGAAGGACUUGAGUAAAUCCAUGUCAGGGCGGCAGAAGCUUGAGGCGCAACUAACAGAAAAUAAUAUUGUGAAGGAGGAACUGGCCCUGCUAGAUGGGUCCAACGUGGUCUUUAAACUUCUGGGUCCUGUGCUGGUCAAACAGGAGCUGGGAGAGGCUCGAGCCACAGUGGGGAAGAGGCUGGACUAUAUCACAGCUGAAAUUAAGCGAUAUGAAUCGCAGCUCCGCGACCUCGAACGGCAGUCAGAGCAACAGAGGGAGACCCUGGCUCAGCUGCAGCAGGAGUUCCAGCGGGCCCAGGCAGCCAAGGCAGGGGCUUCUGGGAAGGCCUGACCCCGUGGUGGGGGGAAGGGGAGGGGAGGGAAUGAGGCAGCUCUAGGGUCUAUACUGUAGCUAAUAAAAUGUGAAAACACCUGGCUGUUUUCUGACCAGCCA
Messenger RNA from Puma concolor (puma), 633 nucleotides. RefSeq names its product prefoldin subunit 6 (gene PFDN6). Gene Ontology annotation, biological process: protein folding; chaperone-mediated protein complex assembly. NCBI's taxonomy places the organism in Eukaryota, Metazoa, Chordata, Mammalia, Carnivora, Felidae. The record is from RefSeq and is a predicted model, not a curated record. Gene Ontology annotation, cellular component: cytoplasm; prefoldin complex. Gene Ontology annotation, molecular function: protein-folding chaperone binding.